Molecule: messenger RNA, 1280 nt
Organism: Rana temporaria (common frog)
Lineage: Eukaryota; Metazoa; Chordata; Amphibia; Anura; Ranidae
Product: acrosin-like
Exons: 5
Coding region: 1-1020 (339 amino acids)
Biological process (GO): proteolysis; acrosome reaction
Molecular function (GO): serine-type endopeptidase activity
Source: RefSeq, a predicted model, not a curated record
AUGGCUCGUGUUUAUGUGCUAUUAUUUCUGGUUCUAUUUGCUUCAUUGUUUGAAGGAGCGCGUUCCCACCACUCUGAGAGUUGUGGUGCACGCAGAGUUAAAACUUAUGAUUCCCGGAUUGUAGGAGGAACUACUUCCCGGCAAGGUUCCUGGCCAUGGUUGGUCAGCAUACAGACUCCAGGGUUCAAUGGAUAUGGACACUUUUGUGGAGGAACCCUAAUACAAGACCGAUGGGUGCUGACUGCCGCACACUGCUUCAGUGAUUUAAGCUUUGUGGCCAAAUGGAGGAUUUUGAUCGGAGGUCACCAACUAUCACAACUUGGCAAAGAUGUGCAGAUAAGAUAUGUGAAGUCGUACAUCCUGCAUAAAAGAUAUAAUGGGCAAUUUAAGAUCAAUGAUAUUGCCCUCAUACAGCUCAGCUCGCCCGUACAAUACACCGACUAUGUUCAGCCAGCCUGUUUACCCAGCAGAACCAUGGACAUCUCCAGCAUGACCACAUGCUACAUAAUUGGCUGGGGAAAAAUGUCUGAGAAAGCUGAUAAAACAGCGGAUAUACUACAAGAGGCCAAAGUGUCACUGAUUGACUACGAAACCUGUAACAGCCCAGGCUGGUACAAAGACCGCAUCCAUCGACAAAACCUGUGCGCUGGAUAUCAAAAGGGAGGAAUCGAUUCGUGCCAAGGAGACAGUGGAGGACCACUCAUGUGUUUGGAUACAACAACUUCAAAGUACUUUGUAGUUGGUGUCACAAGCUGGGGUUCUGGUUGUGCCCGCAAACAACGUCCGGGUGUCUAUGCCAGUACCCAGCAUUUUCUGAAGUGGAUUUCUGCUAAAUUAAUGGGUUGCUCUGGUCAGCAGAAACAGACGCCUACGUUUAGCGCCACUUCUAAUACAUUUUCUUCAGGAUCUGAACGUAAAUUGGAUUACAAGCCUCCAUCUCAACAAGACUUCACAGCAAGGCAAUCUACGAUGGGCAGCCCUUACGUUAGGAAAAUCCUGCAGAGGUUCAAACUUGCCUAGUGCGUCGGGCUGCAGGCCCCAGAAGAGGAGGAUCGGGUGCAUGAGCGAAGUAUAAUGCCCUGUACACACGAUCGGAUUUUCCGUCGGAAAAAAGUUGGGUUUUUCCAACGGAAUUUCAUUUUUAAGGUCAUCACAGAAGACAAGGGGGUACUCUUUUCAUGUGGAGGAAAAUAUAUUUCAUCUACAAAUACAGUAAGAGCUGUGAAAAUGUGGAAUACACUCCCUCCAGAGGUAGUUCUGGCAAGCUCAGUAGAUUGCUU